CAGCAACAUCUGUUUGCAGAUGAGUCUGUCAAUGCAGCGGAGGUCGCCAAUACGACAUGUCUCAUCAGAUCGUUCAGAUUCUCCGGUGAGAAGGAGGAGUCCUCCUCGGAUGAGGAGCCCGUCUCGGAGAGAAAGGUCUCCUGAGAGGCACAGGAGCUCUCCAAGAAAGAGGUCACCUGUUAGAACCAUUUCUUCUCACAGGAGGAAGUCACCCACAAGAGAAAAAUCAACUCGCUGUAGGUCUCCAAAACAUGGAAGGUCGGUCUCUCCUGUAUUGCGUUCUCCUUCUCCACACACAAAACGCCUGAAACGAGUUCAAGCUGAGCGUGAGGCUGACAGAGUUACUGACAGGGAGCGUGAGCGGAAUAAUGUCAGGGAAAGUGAUAAGGGGAGACAUAGGGAAAGGGGUGUGGACAGGGAAGCUCCUAGUAACAGGGAAAGGGGUGUGGACAAGGAAGCUCCCAGUGAUAGGGAAAGGGGUGUGGACAAGGAAAUUCCAAGUAAGAGAACUGAGAGGAGUGAUCGAAGUGAGAGGAGAUCAGCAAGGGAUAGAGAUGAUAAUGGCUCAUCUAGGUCAAGACAUGGGCACUCAACCUCACCAACUGAUCGUGGCCACAGGCAUAGACACAGUUCCCGCUCACCUCCGGGGGCCGGAGCACGUCACGAGGUGGCAUACCCAAGAGGAUCUGAGCAGAGCUGGGAUGAUGAUAAGGAUUCAGUGGCUAAAAUGAAGGCUACUGAGGAGGCCCUGGAAGAAAAACAAAAGCAAAAACCUUCAUUUGAGCUGUCUGGGAAGCUUGCUGCUGAAACAAAUCGUGUUAGAGGUGUUACGUUGCUGUUUAAUGAACCACCUGAUGCUCGGAAACCCAAUAUAAGAUGGCGACUGUAUGUUUUCAAGGGCGGUGAAGUUUUAAAUGACCCCCUAUAUGUGCACCGCCAAAGCUGUUAUCUUUUUGGUAGAGAAAGGAGAGUGGCAGACAUCCCAACAGAUCACCCAUCCUGCAGCAAGCAACAUGCCAUCAUCCAGUUCCGGCAAGUGGAGAAAGAAGAAACUGAUGGCACAUUAACAAAGCAACCGAGAGUAUGUAAUUCUGCACGAGAACUCGGCAGAGUAACUGGGAUUGGUCUAACCGAUGGAUUCCUUGAGCUGUUUCAUUGUGAUUUUGCCCUCUGGUAUGUGAAGGAUCCGGACACAUUCUGCUUGCACUGGGUGCCUGGGCGUUCUGUAUUAGGAGUUGGACUGGGAAGUGGUGGUGGCAUUAAUAUCAGACUCUGGAUUUUGGCUCAUUUUUCAUAUUUGGAGGAGGAUUUUUGUGUAAAAUGCUGAAUGUGUCUAGAUUUGUGUUAAUUUUAAAGCAGACAUUAGCUAGUGGAUUAUCUGAUGUUCAAACAAAGUCUUUAAAAAUGUUUAUUUGCUCUUUCUUUACCA
Molecule: messenger RNA, 1429 nt
Organism: Macadamia integrifolia
Lineage: Eukaryota; Viridiplantae; Streptophyta; Magnoliopsida; Proteales; Proteaceae
Product: FHA domain-containing protein DDL
Exons: 9
Coding region: 20-1327 (435 amino acids)
Cellular component (GO): nucleus
Molecular function (GO): mRNA binding; protein binding
Source: RefSeq, a predicted model, not a curated record